AUGACUGGUCACAAACCAGCUGGGAUGUCAAAACUCCCACAAGUGUUAAAGCCUCCUCUCCCUCUGUCCCUGCCUGUUCACAUGUCAGUUGUCCCUCCUCCCUGGCAAUUCCUCCCUCUGUCACAGGCAGAGCUUGGCCAUCUCUUCUCCAACUCCAGCCCCUUCUCCUUCUCUCAGAGCCUCUUCAUGGUGCCCCCACCCGGCUGGGGCCCCAGACCGGGCCUCCAGGCUUCGUUUGGCCCUUACUCAGUUACACAGCUCGUAUCAGAGACUGUGCUCCCUCUCUCGCCCCUUCUGUCUGCCUCCCUCCUCUCAGAGCAUGUGGAAAGAGAGAGGGAUGAGGGAGGGCGGGAGAGGUUCAGGGUGAGGACACUGUUCCACAAGCAGGGCGACACCAGCACAUGGAGCACCUGCGUCACCCUGCAUGCCUUUAAGGAGACAGAGGAGCACAAAGCCUCCUGUAUGACCCAGCCUCCUCUGGGGCUGUGUGUAGUAACUCUGACGCUGCCCAGCUACUGGUUCAAGGAUCAACACGCCAACCAAUCACAUCAGGAUUUGGAAAAGUGGCUAAAUAACGCCCACCCUCAAAACCGCAUCAAGAAGCGAGAACGGCAGCGUGGUGGACAUCACCAUGGCAACUUUGUCACCCAUCAGCAUGUGACUCCUCCUUCACUGAGAUUCCAUCCAACUGUUGAUGGGGACGUUCCUCUGGUCCCCAGAUUUCCACGGGGCCGCAUGAGGAACCAGAUACAGCUGUACUACUCCUCCUCUGACACAGCAGCAGGAUGUGUGGAGGACCGAGCGGCUCAGUCCCAGAGGCAGCUCUUCCACAUCAAAGCAGUGACGCUGAGAGAGGAGGAGGAGAGGGACGGAGGCAGGACCAAAGAAGAAGACUCUUGCUUGAAUGGACAGGAGGGGGAGGAGCUUGGCUUGGACUCCCAUGUUGUGAUUCGCUACCACCGGGGCCCAGUUCUAAUCGGACAGCCAAUCAGGGUGUCUGUGAGUCUGAGAGCCAACUUCAGUGCUGAGUUUGUUGUGAUCAGGCUGAAGGUGAAGAAGGGCUUGGUGGCGAUGGUGGCACAGAGAAUGCUGACCUCUGACCUGUGGGCAGUGACCCUGGAGAGAAGCCAAGGCUCCAAACAUGACGUGGUGUCCAUCCUCUGCCACAAACACAACACACAUGCACACACACACAGUCCCACUCUCCUCCAGCAACUGGUGUGUCUGUCUGUUGAUGGCCUGAGGCGAAGCUUCGGCGUGGCCAUGACGGUGUCAGCUAACUGGUGGGUGGAGUACUCUGGGCGGAGCAAUCCCCCACCGCCACGAGGGGCAGCAGUGAGCAUCUUCUCGUUCGCUGAUCGACACAUCUUUGGCAUUGCUCCCAUCACAGAGAGCAACACAAUCAUCAACACAGCCAUACUGACCAACCAGCCGCUGUCACUUCCUGUCAUUGUGCUGGCCAUAAGCCGUAAUGGGAAGGUGUCAGAUGUCACCUCUGCAGUCACGUGUCACUCAACCAACGAGAAUACUAUCAAGGUGUCCAGUGAUUGCUCCACCAUUUUCGUGGACGGCAGUGAAUCAGGGUUGGGCAACACCUGUGCGAUGGUGGAGUUUCACCUGGGCGUGCUCAGUGGCUCUGUGUGUCUGGAGGUCUGGGCUCCAUCAGUGCCCCUGCAAGUGUCCUUGGCAGACCCCAUUCUUAAUGCCAUCAGCGGCUGGAACCACUUCACAGAGAAUGGGUGUGUGCCAGUGUAUCAGCGCUCCUCAGUCCAGGUCCUGACUCAGUUCACAGCUCAGGACUCCCACAGAAGAACCAUACAUCUCUUGGGUUCGUCUGAUUGGUUUGUGGAUGUGACAGAGCUGGUCCAUGACUGGUUGAGAGUGGAGGACCCACAAGUGGCGUCCCUUGGCACCCAGAAGAACCUGAUUGGUUUACGGCCAGGAAAGACAUCACUAUAUGUUGUCUCUGAGCAGUGGGACGGUGUGCUGGGCAGGUGUGACAUCACUGUGACCUCCGACCCCGUCACCCCCGCAGACCUGUCUGUACAGGUGGUCAGCAGCCUUGGCAUGUCAGUCUCUGGCAGCUCUGCCCACCCCUCUAUCGUCACCACAACAGUGACAGCCUAUAACAUCCUGUACAACCACCACCAGGAGGCGUCCAUCAGCAUCUGGCUUCAGUUUAGUGACGACACCGCCUCCCUCCUCUCCUCCUUCAGCGACCUUCCCUUUUUCCUGCGUCUCUCUUCAUUGGCUGAAACUGUUGUUGUGGUGACACCCAGCCCCAGCCAGCGCAUCCUUGCCCAGGGUGACGGAGGUGGACCUUUACUGCAGGCAGAACUUUUGGUUUCAACCUGCACUGACCAGCCAGUCACCUCCAACUUUAUCAGUGAAGGCAACUGGGAUUGGGCGGACACUAGAGGAGGAGGAGGAGGAGGAGGAGGCGGGACCAGGAGGCUGGCACGGGGAUCUGGUUGGAUAAGAGUGAACCUAGACCUGGGCUUCCUGCAGCCAGUCGAAAACAAAGGUGAUGAAGGCGAAGAGUUUGAGUUUGAAAUCUCAGACACGCUGGUCGAGUCAGACAGUGACGUUUAUACGUCGGACUUUGACAAGGACAACAGCAGGAAUAUGAGCAGGGACUACUAUGACAAAAAUAAUCUGGAAAGAGCUGUGCUGAUGCCAAGCCAGGAGGAGGGCUCUGUCUACUUCUCCCCAAGCCAGGAAAAAGAAGAAGAGAGGGAGGAGGAGGAGGAGGAAGAGCAGGGAGCUGGAGAGCUGGAGGUUGGUGUGUGUGCUGUCCUCUCUCUGCUCUGUCUCUCUGCUGUCCUCUUCUUGGCAAACUGUCUGCCCUGUGUGCUACGAGACAGGAGGAGCGGCAAAGGACAGAGGAGGGGGGAUGGAAGAGAACCAGAAGGAGGCACAACGGAAGUAGAGGAAGAAGAGAGGAAGAAGACAGAAGGUGAUGAUGAGAUACAGCAGCAGGAGAACAAAGAGGAAGUUGAGAUCAUUUGCUGAUGUGUUCACAAGUCUCAUUCUGACACAACAGAAGGAGCAUGAAGCUUUAAAGGUCAAACUGAAGCUGCUGUAAAGGGUGAAGAGAGUCAAAAAUUAAGUGACAGAGCAACAGCACUGUGUUAACUGCUGCUUCUGACAUGAGGUCAGGACGUACUGACUGAAACUGUGGGAGCUACAGAGUUUUCAAAGCGGUUUCCAAAGUGUGAGGCACAGCUCCCUGGGGGGGCGCCAGAGAAACUAAUAACUGUAAAUAUCUGGUUAGCUUAACUCAGCUAUAAAUGGAUAGAUUUUUAAUAUCUACAGUGAGAGAGCACAGUGAGUGUGGGGCGAGCAGAAAACGUAGGAAGUAUGAUCUAAGUGUCUUUGCUAGUUUCAGACCAUCUCAGUUUCCUUUUCCUAUCCAGCAUCCCUGUUGUUUAAACGGCAAAUACACUUGGUCUGUGGUCUGAAGUCAGUGUCACAGUAUUUACUGUUAUUUUAAGGAUCAUUUUCAAGAGAGUAAUAUGCGCCAACAUAGGCGGGGACACAACAUGCAUACACUCUGUCUGUUAUGCAUAAACAGAGUGAGCUUCAGAUGUUUGGAUCAGUCAGGUGAACGUCAGAACACAGCCUCAGAAGGUUGGAUCUUCUUUGUGGCGUACUGUGUGUUGCACGUUAAGAGACUCCAUGGCGCCGGAGGCUCUGCAGAGAAGUGUUCUUUCCUUCUACCUGCAUGUGUCCGCAGCUCUAUCACUAUUACUUCUUUGUAGAGCUUUGCGCAGCACACUGAUUCACUCAGCCCUCCCUUCCUCUCAGCCACAGAAUGAGGAGGUAGAAGUUUUCUUCACAGAGUAUAUAUGGAACGAUCCUGUCUGUCUCCCCUUCACCUAAUGUGUCGUGCCUCUCAGGAUGAUAGAGAGAAGUUUGGAGCUGUGACAUCACUGUUUAUCGCAUCACUUUGUCCUGCUGCACUUUAAUCUGUAAAACUUUCACAUCGGCGGAGUUGAGGUCAGAAGAUCACACACACCUGUGGCCCAUUCUGCACCUCAAUUACACUUUCACAAAUAUCGUAUUUUUCUUUUGUCAUUGGUUUAUAUUACUGUGUUUGGUUGUGGACACCGGGUGUCUGUUUCCAUGACAACAUCCUUUAUUUUUUCUGUGUUUCCUGAGUAUGCAUAUGAGCAACUAAUUCACCUUUUACACCUUUGUCAUGCAGACCACUCAAAUGACAGCAUCACCACACCUGGCUCUUAACUUAAAAUAUCAGAUUUCCAGUCCUGACUCUCAAACCUUUAACUUUAAACAGUGCUUCAGCUGAAACUAAACCUUCAUUCAGUCCACCAGGUCUUUAUUCAGUCCACCAUGUCUUUAUUCAGUCCACCAGGUUUUUAUCAGUCCAUCAGGUCUUUAUCAGUCCGCCAGGUCUUUAUCAGUCCACCAGGUUUUUAUCAGUCCAUCAGGUCUUUAUCAGUCCGCCAGGUCUUUAUCAGUCCACCAGGUCUUUAUCAGUCCACCAGGUCUUUAUCAGUCCACCAGGUCUUUAUCAGUCCACCACGCAGUGUAAAUGUGCUGAAUACUGACUUUGUAUUUAGAUACGACAUGUUUAACAUUUUCUCUGUCCUUUCAUUUGAUCAGUGUG
This is a messenger RNA of Seriola aureovittata, 4630 nucleotides long. RefSeq names its product transmembrane protein 132A (gene tmem132a). The transcript has 14 exons. NCBI's taxonomy places the organism in Eukaryota, Metazoa, Chordata, Actinopteri, Carangiformes, Carangidae. Bases 1 to 3012 code for a protein of 1003 amino acids. The record is from RefSeq and is a predicted model, not a curated record.